Messenger RNA from Necator americanus (New World hookworm), 1458 nucleotides. RefSeq lists its product as uncharacterized. Gene Ontology annotation, molecular function: TFIIF-class transcription factor complex binding; DNA binding; RNA polymerase II general transcription initiation factor activity. Gene Ontology annotation, biological process: positive regulation of transcription elongation by RNA polymerase II; transcription initiation at RNA polymerase II promoter. The record is from RefSeq and is a predicted model, not a curated record. Lineage: Eukaryota; Metazoa; Nematoda; Chromadorea; Rhabditida; Ancylostomatidae. Gene Ontology annotation, cellular component: transcription factor TFIIF complex; nucleus. The transcript is spliced from 14 exons. The coding region runs from base 1 to 1458 and encodes 485 amino acids.
AUGGCCAAUCAACAACCUCCUAAGUCAGAGUUCGUGGUACGGGUACCCAGGAAGAGCGAGCACAAGCGUUUUUCCGUCCUGAAAUUCAAUUCAAUGGAUCAUGUUGAUACAUCAAGAUGGACUGCAGAAAGUUUAGUUUACAUGGAACGCGAAGAUAACAAGAAUGUUACACUGAGCUCACAAACUGUGCAGGAAUACGGUGAAGGUUCCGAGUAUGGAAAAGCGGCGAGAGAAGAAGCACGUCGGAAGAAGUACGGCCGACAAGCAAAAUCGUACAAACUGGACAACCAACCAUGGCAUCUGUCAUUUGUAGAAUCAGAUGGAAGAAAUCGGAAAUUGAAAAGUAUACGGGAAGGGGGUGCCGGAGAACAUGCAGAUUACUGGGUGUUUUUGAAGUCUGGUGAAGAAUUUCUUGCCUACAAGGUAGACGAUUGGCACAAAUUUCUACCGGCCAUUACGCAUAAAACGCUGGAUAUAGAUCAGGCAGAGGAAAAAUUCUUAGAGCGUAACAAAGUAAUGAACCAGUUUGCACUAAAGGCCCAAAUAAUGAGCCAACUUAAAGCAGGUGAAGAAGACGGUGAGCAACUGGAAAAGCCUACAAGAUCAUUAAAAAUCAAAGACGGGUACAGUUCUUCGGAUUCCGAUGGUGAAGAUGAUGAUCGAAAUGACGAAGAUGCUACACCAAAGAAGAAAGAAGGUGUACAGAAGAAGAAGAAAGCACAUGAAAAGCCGAAGAAGAACAAAAGGCCGCAUGUUGAAAACGGAGAUGAAGUUGCUAAGUACGAGUCAUCCGAUGGUGAAGAUGAAGGCAGAGAAUAUGAUUAUAUGUCCGAUAGUGGAUCAGAUUCAGAACGUGAAGAAGUCCCGGGCGAUGAGAAAAUUGAAAAACAACUGGUUGGUGUUGGCGAUGAGGAAGGGCUUAAAAAAAUGAUGGAUUCCGAUGAAGAGACGGAUAGCGAUGAGGAGGAUCUGACAAAGAAACUUUUGAAUAGUGACGGAGAAAGAAAAAAAGAACACUUGGAUAUUGAGGAGAGAGACUCUUCUGGAUCUGAUACUGAUGAUCCGGACAAGGAAAAAAUUGAUUCUGUCGUGUUCAUGCCGAAAAAAGAGGUCCCAAACGGAGGAGAGGCAAGCACUAGCGCUACGUCUAAAAAACGUCCAGCUGAAUCAGAUCCAUCAGGACCGGAAGCGUCCAACGAUGCGAAGCGACCAAAAAUUGAACCUCCACAUGUUCCUGAGGGCCUAAAUGAGGAAACAGUAAGGAAGUACCUACGUCGUAAACCACACACCACAAAAGAACUGUUGGCAAAGAUCAAACAAAAGUGCGGUGAUAUGACAAAGGCGGAGAUAGUUACUAAAUUAGCGGCGAUCCUUAAGGCGAUUGAACCGCAUCAAUUCAAGCAGAAACAGGGUAAAAAGGACGUACUCUUCUUCUCACUUACCAACACCUUAGCAUAA